Molecule: messenger RNA, 1008 nt
Organism: Lycium ferocissimum
Lineage: Eukaryota; Viridiplantae; Streptophyta; Magnoliopsida; Solanales; Solanaceae
Exons: 3
Coding region: 1-1008 (335 amino acids)
Biological process (GO): DNA repair; telomere maintenance
Molecular function (GO): DNA helicase activity
Source: RefSeq, a predicted model, not a curated record
AUGGAAUCAGACUUGGCAAAAGAAUAUGUGCCUAUAAAUAAUCUUAGAAAGUCCGAUGUUCAAUGGGUAAUAAAGGUAUUAGUCAUUGGAAGAGGACCGAUAAUAGAAUAUAAAAAUGCAAGAGGUGAUGGUUCUCGUAUGCAGUUGAUAUUUGUGGACGAAAAGCUGAUAAUAUGGGAUGAAGCGCCUAUGACAAAGCGACAGAUGAUCGAAACAGUGGAUAGGAGUUUUAGAGAUAUAAUGGAUGUCAAGAAACCAUUUGGUGGAAAAGUAAUAGUUUUUGGAGGUAAUUUCCGUCAAGUACUGUCAAUAGUUCCAAAAGCGACGAGAGCAGAGACCAUAAAUGCUAGCUUGGUAAAAUCAUACCUAUGGCCUCAAAUGGAAAAGAUUCAGCUGAGAAGAAAUAUGAGAGUGAGAACAGAUCCGGCCGUCAGUAAUUUCUUGCUUCGUAUCGGAAACGGAGAGGAGCGUUCGAUAAAAGAUGAUUUGAUCUUACUUCUAGACCAAAUGGUUGUCAACUCAAAUAAUGAUAGUAGUGGUGAAGAUCGAUUGGAAAUAUUUCCAUCAUUAAAUGAAAAUGGAAGUUGCGCAAAGUACAUGACAGAGAGAGCUAUCUUAGCUAGCAAAAACGAAUAUGUCGACAGACUAAAUGAUAUGCUGAUUGACAAGUUUCCUGGUGAAAGCAAAACGUUUCUCAGCUUCGACUCAGUAGAAGAUGAUACCAACAAUUACCACCAGGAAGAUUACUUAAACACUUUAACACCAAAUGGCCUUCCACCACACAGGUUGGUUUUGAAGAAAAAUGCGCCCAUCAUGCUACUGAGAAACUUAGAUCCAUCAAAUGGCUUAUGCAAUGGUACAAGGAUGGUAUGUAGAGGUUUUGACAAUAACGUCAUACUUGUGGAAAUCAUGAUGGGUCAAUGUGCUUUCAAGCAUGUGUUCAUCCCUGGAAUUCAAUUGUCGCGACCAGAAAAUGAAGGAGAUGCUUUUAAAUUUAUCCGAAAAUAG